Messenger RNA from Racocetra persica, 127 nucleotides. Lineage: Eukaryota; Fungi; Glomeromycota; Glomeromycetes; Diversisporales; Gigasporaceae. The record is from the annotation of a GenBank genome assembly.
AUAAUUUUCAAAACGUAAGAGAAGCAUGUGAGACGAAUUCUGAAGCUUUGAAAAAGAUUGCUGAAAUGUGGAAGACCAGUUCUGAGAAUCCAAAAAUGGAUCAGGAUUUGAAAUAUAUAAAUACCAA